GAUGGGCCUCGGAACGAAGCAACUGACGGGUAGCAGUACCGGUGGCUCCCUGGACGAGCUGGUCCAGUAUGCAACGAUCCACAUUCCACUGCCGGUGGUGCUGAGCGGUGCCGUCAUGCCGUUUAUGGUGGUGUACGCACUCUGGCUGUAUCUGUGGGUGUUUGUUUACGGUAUCGACGAAUAUCAGGAUGCGGGGCUUCUGUUUCUAGCCGGCAUUGCCUUCACGCAGAUCUUCGUGUGCCUGUGCUGUUUCUGGAGCGUGCACGUCCAAACGUUCCUAAACUGCCGACGAACGAAAGUGCCCUGUGCCGGAGCGGUCGCGAAGGUUGUACCGACGGAAAACAAUGGCUCGUCGGAGCUGGUACGCAUCCGGCAGACGAAAGCCGAGGGCACUGCGAAGGAGGACGGCGAGCUGACGUACUGGUUUCUGUUUCAAAAGACCAAAUACAUCUGGGACCCGAACAAGGCCCAGUUCCGGAGCGUCGAAUUUCCAAUCCACAAAACGUAUGAGGAGUAUUUUGAAUCGAAGGGCCACCUGGACGAUGCAGACGUAACGCUCGCCCAGGCCACGUACGGUGACAACGAGAUGGAGAUGGUGGUGCCGGAAUUUCUCGAACUGUUCAAGGAACGUGCGACGGCACCGUUCUUCGUGUUUCAGAUAUUUUCCGUACUGCUCUGGUGCCUGGACGAGUACAUGUACUAUUCGCUGUUUACGCUCUGCAUGCUCGUCAUCUUUGAGUGUGUGCUGGUGCAGCAGCAGCUAAGAAGUCUGUCGGAAAUUCGCAAAAUGGGUAACAAACCGUACCAGAUCAACGUGUUCCGCAAUCGGCGCUGGCGUCCAAUCAGUUCCGCCCGACUGGUGCCCGGUGAUCUCGUGUCCGUUACCCGCUCGCAGGAUGAAAACAUAGUCCCGUGCGAUCUGCUGCUCAUCCGAGGUUCUUGCAUCGUGGACGAAAGCAUGCUGACUGGGGAAUCGGUUCCACAGAUGAAGGAAUCGUUAGAGAACAACACUGAUGAACACGACAAGGUGCUCGAUAUUGAAGCCGACGGCAAGCUACAUGUGCUGUUCCGUGGCACGAAAGUUGUGCAACAUUCGGCACCGAGCAAGGGUGCAAUGCGGUCGCCGGACAACGGCUGCAUCGGGUACGUGCUGCGCACUGGAUUUAACACAUCCCAGGGCAAGCUGCUACGAACGAUCCUGUUCGGCGUGAAACGCGUGACGGAAAACAAUCUGGAAACGUUUGCAUUUAUUCUGUUUUUGCUGGUGUUUGCGGUUGCGGCUGCAUCGUACGUGUGGAUCAAGGGUACGGAAGAUCCGGAGCGUAACCGGUACAAACUGUUCCUCGAAUGUACGCUCAUCUUGACGUCGAUCAUUCCACCGGAUCUACCGAUCGAGCUGUCGCUGGCAGUCAAUACGUCGCUGUUGCAGCUAUCGAAGGUUUACGUAUACUGUACGGAACCGUUCCGGAUGCCAUUUGCCGGUAAAGUACAGAUCUGUUGCUUCGAUAAGACGGGAACUCUGACGAGCGAUAACCUGGUGGUGGAAGGUGUCGCUGGACUAAAGCAGGACGCAACAAUCGUACCGAUUGAAGACAUACCAGAGGAGACAGCUCACGUACUCGGAUCUUGCCAUUCGCUAGUUCAACUCGACGAAGGACUGGUGGGAGAUCCACUCGAGAAAGCGACCCUAACGGCGAUCGAUUGGAACCUCACCAAGGGCGAUUCUUGCGUACCGAAGCGUAAGAAAUUCAAAGCUCUUCGAAUCUAUCAUCGAUUCCACUUCUCGUCCUCUCUCAAGCGCAUGUCCGUGUUGGCCGGAUAUUUAAUUCCAUUCUCGAAUGAAAACUGCUACAUCGGCACGGUUAAAGGAGCUCCUGAAGUGAUCGUAAAGAUGCUUAAAACCGUUCCGGAACACUACGAACGAACGUAUCUGGAGUAUUCCCGCCGGGGCGCCCGCGUCCUUGCCCUUGGUUACAAAAACUUCGGAACCCUGGACAACAAUACGGUGCGUGAGCUGAAGCGGGACGAUGUGGAGCGUGAUCUAGAGUUUGCCGGAUUCAUCAUCAUCUCCUGUCCACUAAAGCCCGACUCAAAGUACGCAAUUAAAGAGAUCAUUCAGGCAUCGCACAAAGUGAUGAUGAUCACCGGAGACAAUCCACUAACUGCGUGUCACGUCGCGAAGGAACUUCGCUUCAGUCGGCGAACGAUCGUAAUUCUAACUCCACCGGAAGAUCUUAACGGAAGCACUGGCAAGAGUGGCCCAAGCGAAUGGCACUGGGAAUCGAUCAAUCGCGAAGUACAGCUUCCCGUCGAUUCCCGCACGGUUAAAGAACUGUAUCGGGAGUAUGAUUUCUGUAUUACCGGCGAAGGUCUACAGUAUCUCGAUCGGGAACGUCAGGCGUACCUUCUCGAGCUAAUACCGUACGCUACCGUCUUUGCACGGUUUGCUCCGAAGCAGAAAGAGUACGUAAUAACUACCCUUAAGAAGCUAGGCUUCUAUACGCUUAUGUGUGGCGAUGGAACGAACGAUGUGGGUGCACUGAAGCAUGCCCACGUCGGUGUGUCCUUGCUGAGUCACAUGCCUUCACGCUCGGAUCGUAAACAGCAACGGGAGCAGCAACAGCAGCAGCAGCAGCAGGAUGAUAAGGAGGACAAGAAAAAGGCACUGAAACCAGCGACCGGUCCAAAUGCGGCGGGUGUGAUCGAUGAUGCCGCUAAUCGAAGGCAGCUAACGCCUCGCGAAAGGGCGAUCAUUCGUGCGCGGGAAAAUCAAAGUGCGGCUCAGGAACGGUUGCAGAAAGCGCUGAAGGAGAUGGAUGAGGAACAGGUGCAGAUAGUGAAGUUGGGUGAUGCGAGUAUUGCUGCACCGUUCACCAGCCGGUUGACAUCGAUCAAUUGUGUGUGUCACAUUAUUAAGCAGGGCCGCUGCACUCUGGUAACGACGUUACAGAUGUUCAAAAUUCUUGCCCUCAAUGCACUGAUCUCCGCUUACUGUCAGUCGGUGCUGUACAUCGACGGCGUUAAGCACAGUGAUGCCCAACUAACCCUGCACGGGUUACUGACCGCAGCCUGUUUCCUGUUUAUUACGCGUUCAAAACCGCUGAAGGUGCUGUCGAAGCAAGCGCCCUUGCCGAACAUCUUCAACCUUUACUCGGUCACAACGAUCCUGGCACAGUUUGCAGUCCAUUUCUCGGCCCUGAUCUACAUGGUGCACGAAGCAAAUGCCCGAUCUCCUCCACGGGAAGGAAAGGUGAAGCUAAACGUAGACCUGGCACCGGAUGAAAAGCAAGAAUUUGAACCAAACAUCGUGAACAGCACGGUGUACAUCAUUGGCAUUGCUAUGCAGAUCGCAACGGUUGCGGUCAACUACAAGGGUCAUCCGUUUAUGGAGAGUUUGCGCGAGAAUCGAUUGCUUUCGUACGCGAUCUUCGGUUCGAGCGCGAUUGUGCUGUGCUUGGCGUUGGGCAUCAUACCCGAUCUGCUCGAGAUGUUCGAAGUGAUCGACUUUGAUGCGGAUUUUCGACGAAUUCUCGUUGGUGUAUUAAUAGCGGACAUGGUACUAGCGUACCUAAUCGAUCGCGUCUGUUCGUUUCUGUUUGGUGAAACGCGUGGAAAGUCGGACAUUAUUACUUAA
Molecule: messenger RNA, 3634 nt
Organism: Anopheles maculipalpis
Lineage: Eukaryota; Metazoa; Arthropoda; Insecta; Diptera; Culicidae
Product: endoplasmic reticulum transmembrane helix translocase
Exons: 4
Coding region: 2-3634 (1210 amino acids)
Biological process (GO): intracellular calcium ion homeostasis
Cellular component (GO): endoplasmic reticulum membrane
Molecular function (GO): ATP hydrolysis activity; P-type ion transporter activity; ATP binding
Source: RefSeq, a predicted model, not a curated record